AUGUCCAUAAUCUGCGAUAUAUGUGGCGAUUCCAUUCCUCAAGAACGGACAUUCUACCACUGCUCGGUCUGCCGCAGCGGAGACUUCGCCAUCUGUGAGAGAUGCUACUCGGAGAACAAGCGAUGCGAGGAUGGCGACCAUGUCCUUCUACAUUGCAGGGUACAGGGCGACGCCGUUGUCGACGCCGAUACCCAGAACCUGAUCCGUUACUUCACCUAUAGCAGCUGCCCGGGUUGUUCUUGGGAGAAGAACGGGAAGCCUCAGGACGACGACAGUCCUUUUCAUUACGAGCCGUUUCCAAACGACUCGUACAUCAGAGUUAUUGAUCUCUUCCCAGGACCGGAUGACAAGCCUCUGCGAUACACUGUGCACUACACUCGACUAGAUUCGCUCUCGAGGGCUCAGUACAUAGCCAUCAGCUACGUCUGCGGUGAUGUGAGCAAAAAAGUACCUUCCUACUGCAAUGGCAAAAGACUCGACAUCUACGUGACCCUCGACAAAGCCCUGCGCAAAUGGAGGCGCAUUGAAAAGCAGAAUUGGCUUCGGAUUUGGGCAGAUGCCAUUUGCAUCCAACAAGACAACAAUCAGGAAAAGUCUGCCCAGGUCGCUAAUAUGCACGAAAUCUACCGCCAUGCGAACCAGGUGUUUGUUGAUCUCGGCGAUCCACCCGAAGGCGCUGAUGUCGCCAUGCAAAUGAUCAGAGAUGCAUCUAAGAGCUUUGAUGACCGCAACAAAUCUCUGGUGCAGCCGGACAAUGUUGCACUAGGUCCAAUUCAUUCGCAGCAGCUUCGGAAGACCGAGAUCACCAUGGACCAGGCCCUGGCAUUAACCCGGUUCUCUGAAAUGGCUUGGUUCAAGCGUCUUUGGGUGAUUCAAGAAGUCUGCCUAUGGGAUGUGUACCAGGCUUUUCCGCCGACAGUGCUCUGUGGUGACCACUCCAUCAAGUGGAUUGAUCUCGUCAGUUCAUCGACGCAGUUCGGCUUGGCUCCUCUGCAAAUCAUCGACGACCCCGCAGUUGUGACACCGGAACUCAGAGGCGCCUUUAUUGAGAGCACAGGCUGGAAUCCUGUACCGGUUGCCAUCUUCCUGGAGUACUAUAAGAUUAUAUCAAAGCAAGGCCCUGCUCAGAACCUCCACUGGUUUCUCCAUAGAUCGUGGUCGCAGGAAUCCACCAACCCGGCUGAUAAAGUCUAUGGACUACUUGGCCUCGUCAAAGACCAAUAUCACGUCGUUCAUUCGAGGGCAGCUGCCACAAACGUGCAGCCGGGUAGGCAUUUGAAAGACGUUGAUGGCAAAAGAGAAAUUCGAGUUGAUUACGACCUGCAGUUGCCACAGAUCUACGAGGACAUUGCACGACUUACCUUGGCAGAGGAAAACUCCCUGGACAUGCUCGCUGAUGCCGGUUGUGGCAAGUCACGGAAACAACCUGGUCUGCCUUCGUGGGUACCGGACUGGAGCAGCUACCCUAAAGAGCCAGCAUUGCUGUUGUCAUUCGGACUAGCAGCAACGGCCAACUACCGAGCUUCUUCAGGAACAAGACCAGUCCUACCUACGGCCUGCACUCCCGGAAUGCUCGAGGUUGAUGCAUACUUCGCCGACAGAGUGCUUAUGGAAGCUGCCCGAGCUGGUGGAGAGACCGACGUGGUCGAAGUAGCCGGGAAGGCCGAUCUACAGGCACAUCGCAUCAUCAGCAUGAAACAGCACCUCUUGAGUCUCUGGUGGUGUUUUGGAGUCAAAUUCAGCACCUACCCCACGGGACAACGCCCGUUCGAUGCCUUUUGGAGGACGCUGAUAGCAAACAGAGCUAUCUCAGGCCAACAACUUGCUGUCCCGCCAGCAGGAUUUGCCGAAAGCUUCCUCAUGGCGUAUCCUGAGAUUCUCGAGGUUGAGAUCAAGGACGAGAAGCCGGCGUGCAUCUGUCCUGAAUGGGCACUUGCGAACAACCAAAAGCACGUCAGUUCCAGCAACUCAGAUGAUAGCAGUACCGGUGGCCUCGAAGAAGGGAAAAGGCCCCUCCCUGCUCGAGAUAGGUAUCCCCGUCCGGGUGAAUUCUUCGGGAAUGAGCAGCCAGCUUAUGGAGAGCACUACAAUGUCGCCCUUCGACGAUCAGCCGUCGGUAGGCGAUUUUUCAGGACGCAGAAGGGCUAUAUGGGCAUAGGGCCAAAGAAUGUCACCAGAGGCGACCAUAUCGUCAUAUUGAAAGGAGGUUCGUUACCAUUUGUACUGAGGGAAUCGGAUGCCGGUGAUGUUGGUGGCACGCCAGCCUUUACCCUCCUUGGGGAAGCGUACGUGCACGGUCUUUCCGACGGAGAGAUAUUCCAAGACAGCAAGGAUCCCGAAAAUCACCCUAACUGGAAGAGGGUCAUACUGAGAUGA
Fonsecaea pedrosoi CBS 271.37 is the source of this 2376-nucleotide messenger RNA. RefSeq lists its product as uncharacterized. The record is from RefSeq and is a predicted model, not a curated record. NCBI's taxonomy places the organism in Eukaryota, Fungi, Ascomycota, Eurotiomycetes, Chaetothyriales, Herpotrichiellaceae. Bases 1 to 2376 code for a protein of 791 amino acids. The transcript is spliced from 3 exons.